AUGCCAGAUAUGAGCGACCAAAUUUUCCAGGUUAUCGAGUUGGAAAAGGAAAAUCAAGAUGGAAAAAUGAUACUAGGCUGCUCUGUCGGUGGAGGAAUCGACCAAGAUGAAUAUCAAAAUCCAUUUAGCAAAGGAGACAGUGGAAUCUUCGUUUCAAAAAUCAGAAGGCUAAGUCCAGCAGACAAAGCAGGACUUGAAGUUGGAGACAAAAUUGUCGAGGUGAAUGGAAAACAGUUGACAAAGAUAAGCCACGAAAACGCGCUGAAAUUGCUGACAAAUGACGCUGAGGAGUUUCUUGAGCUAAAAGUGAUGCGAAAUAUGGUGACUGAUGAUCCGCGAUUGAUGAUGAAACGAGCUGCUGUCGAAUUCAAGGUCGCUCGCUCUAGCCGAUUUAUGGAGUAA
Messenger RNA from Oikopleura dioica, 402 nucleotides. The record is from the annotation of a GenBank genome assembly. NCBI's taxonomy places the organism in Eukaryota, Metazoa, Chordata, Appendicularia, Copelata, Oikopleuridae.